This is a messenger RNA of Fonsecaea erecta, 1104 nucleotides long. RefSeq lists its product as hypothetical. The record is from RefSeq and is a predicted model, not a curated record. The transcript has 3 exons. Lineage: Eukaryota; Fungi; Ascomycota; Eurotiomycetes; Chaetothyriales; Herpotrichiellaceae. Bases 1 to 1104 code for a protein of 367 amino acids.
AUGCCGAAGCUGCUUUUGGCCAUGCUUCUUACCCCAACGGCCAUCCUCCAGCAAACUUCCUCAGGUCAUGUCAAUGACACUGAGUGCUCCUUCGACCCGAUCCUCAACAGCUGCAGCGGCGGCAUGUCUUCCCCGUAUCUGAGCCAGGCACCGCCGUCACCGCCAGAGAGCCCCUCCGAGGCCACGGUCGAAGUGUACGCUCUUUCGGCUGGCCACUUCUCGCUUCCGGAACGUUUCUUUGUACAUCCAGCCUCGCAGACCGCCCGAAGAACCGUCCCCUCUCUAUCUUUCUUGAUAGUCCAUCGAGAUCAAGAGUCGGGUCAAACAACACGGAUAGUGUUCGACCUUGGUCUGCGCCGGGACCUCAGUAGAUACUCGCCACCCAUUCAGAAACAUGUCGAAACAAGACAGCCCAUGACCACUCUCCCCGACGUGACUGCCAGUCUCGCCGCGGGUGGGCUGACCGCCGACGACAUUCAAUACGUCAUCUAUUCGCAUGUUCAUUGGGAUCAUGUCGGAGAACCUCGAGACUUCGCUAAAAGUACCUUUGUGAUCGGGAGUGGUGCGAAUGCGUUGCUACAAGGACAUGGGUCAUUACGAGGGAGUCAUUCAUUUUUUGAGUCCGAUUUACUGCCGGCUGAAAGAACGAUCGAGCUUUCCAACCCUUACGAAGAUAUAGAAGAAGAAGCCAAGAAGCAGCCCUUGCAUUCAGGCGGUCCGGAUUUCAUUCAAGAAUGGAAGGCUCAUGGGAACCUACCUCGGGUCCUCGACAUAUUCCAUGAUGGCAGUCUCCUUAUCGUGGACGCUCCAGGUCAUCUUCCUGGCCACAUCAACUUACUGGCACGGACUAGCCCUUCGUCCAGCGUCUACUUGGCUGGAGAUGCCUGUCACGACAGACGGAUUAUGAGGAACGAGAGACAAAUCGGGGAGUGGCUUGACGAUCACGGUCAUAUCUGCUGUAUCCACGCGGACAAGAAAUUGGCGGAGCAAACCAUUGAACGAAUCCAACAGUUGGAAUUGUCUGGAGUUGAGGUUAUCUUUGCGCAUGAUUUUGAGUGGGAGGAGGAUCCAGCAAAUCGAUCAAGGUUCUUUGGGAGCUCUUGA